AUGAUCGUAGGACGAACGCAAAUUCGUCCGGCCCAGUCCACAGUCUAUCAACAAAAGCAAUUCCAAGCUUAUCGGCAGGGUCGUAUUGACCAGGACAAUCGCCCCAAUAAACGGAAUGUAGGAGUUCGCGGUGAUCUAGAAGCUGGUUCGAAGAGGAGACUAGGUGGUGCGGGUGGAUGUUGCAGCGGAUCUACGGCCUGGUUGUAUAUCUUUGCCAGUGUAAUCUGUGUUCUCUUAAUCCUAACAGCGAUACUUGUACCGACGUUGUAUGGCGUGUUUAAUCAGCCGGCGCCCGGUGGUGGCCUUAACAAUACAUUCUAUGGUGCCGAACACAAUACUGUAAGUAUAUCGUGUUCAAACACACUGAUACCAACUCUAACCGUCCUAGAAGCAUUCUAUGGUUGGAAUAAUGCGUCGAUCUGUAGCUGUCUCAAUAUGGAUGUGACAACAGUUGUACGAACUGCUUGUAAUGCAACAAGUUGUUACUUUCAAGUUGAAAACACACUUUUAACUGAUACAUGUGUUGGAAUUGUAAAAACAUUUUGGAUGUUUUAUACUUGCAGCUAG
Molecule: messenger RNA, 567 nt
Organism: Didymodactylos carnosus
Lineage: Eukaryota; Metazoa; Rotifera; Eurotatoria; Philodinida; Philodinidae
Source: the annotation of a GenBank genome assembly